Messenger RNA from Chaetomium globosum CBS 148.51, 510 nucleotides. RefSeq lists its product as uncharacterized. Lineage: Eukaryota; Fungi; Ascomycota; Sordariomycetes; Sordariales; Chaetomiaceae. The transcript has a single exon. Bases 1 to 510 code for a protein of 169 amino acids. The record is from RefSeq and is a predicted model, not a curated record.
AUGGCCUCGAGAUUGACGCCUCAGAGCGUCUUUGUCACUCCAAACAGCCCAACCAACGAUCCAAACGGAAACGCUCAAAGGACUCAACACCAAGUGCGCAUUUGCGAUGUGCUGCCCACAAGCUGCUUGAAGCCAGCAGAGCCAGGGUACACACAAAACCUGGCCGGCGAUCGGAUAGUGGCGUUUCUUGGUAUGCCAGGGGCUCAGCAGGGGGGCCGUUGCCAAGGUCUCGGCGUCGGCCGACAAGAUGGACAAGGCGACGACAAGCCAACAAACCAACAAGCUCCAGGACUCAACAAGCUCACUGGCGCACGCAGCCCACAAGCCGUCGCCGGCCCGGUGCCAGCCCGCGGAAUGAGGCAAGUCUCGUCGGCCUGGGUGUACCAGCUCUUUCUGGCCGACGCCUUGUCCGACAUCCUGAGCGCGGAACCGGGGGCUGGCAGGCUGGGGAGCACACGAGCAAAUAAUCGCGCCCCCACGUCAAUUCCCUUUCGCGUCCAGGAUAGUUAA